AUGGCCGCCGUUCAAAGACGGCCUUCCGCAUCACGACGCUCUGAAGCUGGCCCAAGCAGCAACCGAGAUGCAAACAGCCGCAACAGGAUGUCGGCCACGUCGGGUACGAGUAGUAGUCAAACCGACCCCGACGCGAAGAUCCUCGGUCAAUGGCGUAUGGGACGCACGAUUGGCAAGGGAUCAUCAGGUCGCGUAAAGGUUGCAAAGCACCACCUAACGGGCCAGUAUGCUGCCGUCAAGAUUGUGCCCAAGGGCCUCAUCAUGUCAUCCCGACUGUCGAUGAACGAGGCCGGUGCACGCGCGGACAGGCUCCUCCUCGGCAUUGAGCGCGAGAUUGUCAUCAUGAAGCUCAUCGACCACCCUAACGUGCUCUCGCUCUACGACGUGUGGGAGACCAACACCGACCUUUACCUGAUCAUGGAGUACGUCCCCGGAGGCGAGUUGUUCGACUACCUUGUCAAAAGAGGACGUCUGCCUCCGGAUGAGGCCCUGCACUACUUCCAGCAGAUCAUCUACGCCGUCGACUACUGCCACCGGUUCAACAUCUGCCAUCGCGACUUGAAGCCAGAAAACCUGCUACUCGACAAGGACAAGAACAUCAAGGUCGCAGACUUUGGCAUGGCUGCUUGGCAGGCUGAUGAGCGCAUGCUCGAGACGUCAUGUGGAAGUCCCCACUACGCGUCUCCAGAGAUUGUCGCGGGCAAGGCGUACAAUGGUUCCGCGAGUGACAUCUGGUCGUGUGGCAUCAUCCUCUUUGCCCUUCUCACCGGCCGGCUGCCCUUCGACGACGACAACAUCCGGGCGCUUCUUCAGAAGGUCAAGGUUGGCCACUUUGACAUGCCGGACGACAUUGUCGGUCCAGCGCGUGACCUCCUCUUCCGCAUGCUGGAGAAGGACCCAGAACAGCGUAUCACGAUGGCCGAGAUUAUCUCGCACACCUUCUUCCAGUCGCGUCUUCCUCGUCUGACUGGCGGACGCCGGCUCCCAGCACCACCAUCAUUAGCCGACAUGGCCCGCCCCGUGUCUGCUCAAGAGAUUGACCCCGACAUUCUGUCCAACCUCAAGACGCUGUGGCACGGUGCCACCGACAGUCAAAUUUACUCUGAGCUCAUGAGCUCGGAGAAGACGUGGGAGAAGGCAAUUUACCACCUCUUGGUCAAGUACCGCAACCGUCAUCUGGAGAAUUACAACAUGGAUGACGACGAGGACAGUGAUGAUGACGCGUCGGACACGGAGAACCGCCCGCGCCCUCACGACCGUCCGUCGAGCCGCAACCAGCAAUACCAAACGGCCAAGGUCUCGGCAGAGCGUGCCCGUAUCACCCCCUCGCCCCAGCCCCAGCAGCAGAUCCGCCGCAAACCCGCUCCGCUCGCCGAGAACGAAUCAUAUGGCAACGCCACCCCUCCGCCACGCCCCCAGGCGCCGACGCCGAAGAAGGCGGCCGGCGACGGUGCUGCCACUGUUACCCAUCACCACUCGAGGCUUGCGGCUCCCGCUCGCCUCACGGGGCAGCACCCAGCUGGUCCUCGUUCCCCCGUUGGUCGCUCAUCAGCCGCACCCGCCAUCACAUUACAGGAGGCUACUCCUGUCAAGGACGGCGCCGCGGCCCUGCCUGCACAGGUCACGUCAAGACGCCCGCUUUCGCCUACGAACCCAGGAUCACCCCUUCCGCCGCCGCCCCAGGUAGGCCCCGAGCUGCAUAACUGGCUCUACGAGCUCUCCAACCAGGUCAACGAGAUCAACAUCCGCUCCUCCAACCAGGUCAACGAGAACGUCCGCCUUUCAACCGUGUCGUCGAACUCCGCAAACUCAAACUCGGCACUGCAGACCCCAGAGUUCCUCAACUACAUGGCUUACAUGUCUGCGCAGUCGCCAGUGACCUCCCCCACCACCGAAACGGCCGAACUCGGAUCUGUUUCGCACGACUUCGGCCAGUUUGCUGAUGCCGACGACGACGAGACUGAGGCUACAUCGCUGUGCUCCGUCUCGGUGGACCCACAUGCCACCGCCCGUAUCUACGCGCCAUCGCCCAUCCCUCAGUCCCCUAUUACUGGUCUAGGUCUGGGAGCAGCCCCCCGAGCACCAUCUCGUAACAGUGGUCCGCCUCCAGUGUCUGGCCGAUGGAGCCAGCAGUCUUCCCAGGCUAUCCACCGCCCGCCUUCCCGCGGCUCCACCCAUGCGUCCGAGUCGCCGGCGUUCUACACUCCCAGCCCUGGCUUCAACGGGACGUUUGACAUCCCCACCUACCCCAGUCGCCCACCCACUACCACGGUGCCCCUGCCUGCGGUGCCUCCUCAGACCCUCAAGGCAGGGCGUUCAGCUCCUCCCCCUCCCCCCAAGAACGCGUCGCGUCCGUCGCGUUCGGCGCCUCCACCACCGCGCGCUUCGGUUCGUCAACACGAGCAGGUCGAGUCUAUGCUCGCUCGCGACAACUCGUACGUCAUGGUCGGCUCGGCCGACGAUCUGCCCGAGGACAGGAUGGCUAGCUGGGGAAGUAAGAGAGGUUCGGGCUUCAGCGCCCAGAUCGGUGCCGACGGCUUUGGCAACAUCCUCAAGAAGCGCAGAAAGGUGCACCCCGAGCCCGUGGAUUAUUCGAUCUCCUCAUCAUCGGGUUCGAUCAACGGCCCCAGGACUGGCUGGUUCACCAACAUGUUUGCCUUCAAGCCUGCUCCAGUCGAGAUCCGUGUCAACAGCAUUGACAUCAGCGAGGCUCGCGACAAGACCCGUCGUGCGCUCAUCUCGCAGAAUGCUCGUGUCAGCGUUGUUGACAUCAACGGCGUCCGUGGCUUCAAGGUCAGGAUGGACGACUCGCGCGGCUUAUAUGGCGAGAUUGUCAAGGCCAUCAAGUUCCGUGUCGAGUUCACGCGCGCGGCUGCUGGAUCCAAGGUGUACACGAGCGUGUCGCUCAGCCUCGAGAAGGGCGCCCAGUCGUCUUUCAAGGCCAUGUACAACCGACUCCAGGAGACACUUCAGUCCGAGUCGGUCCCUUCGACGCCGACCGACCGUUCAAAGUACUCGUCGACCUUCUCGCACCGCGCCUCCAUCACUCACGGCUCGUCAUUAGCCCCUCCCAUUCAACGUUCCAGCAUUAGCAACCCCACGUCUCCGAAACUGAACGGUGUUGCUCUCCCUCGCACCAUCCGGUAA
Molecule: messenger RNA, 3147 nt
Organism: Vanrija pseudolonga
Lineage: Eukaryota; Fungi; Basidiomycota; Tremellomycetes; Trichosporonales; Trichosporonaceae
Gene: HSL1
Product: Serine/threonine-protein kinase HSL1
Exons: 3
Coding region: 1-3147 (1048 amino acids)
Biological process (GO): intracellular signal transduction; protein phosphorylation
Cellular component (GO): cytoplasm
Molecular function (GO): protein serine/threonine kinase activity; ATP binding
Source: RefSeq, a predicted model, not a curated record